AUUAAAUUGAUUUGUGGCUACCCACCCUUUCACACCACUUCACCACUUGAAAAAUGCGUCAUAUCGCUGCAUACCUCCUCCUCCAGAUCGGUGGCAACGCCUCGCCGUCCGCGAGCGACGUGAAGAAGGUCCUCGGCGCAGUUGGAAUUGAGGCUGACGACGAGCGCCUCGAGAAGUUGAUCUCCGAACUUGAGGGCAAGGACAUCAACCAGCUUAUUGCCGAGGGCAACGGCAAGCUCGCCUCGGUUCCUUCCGGCGGCGCUGUGGCCGCGGCUGCGCCUGCGGCAGGCGGCGCUGCUCCCGCGGCGGCUGCAGAGAAGGAGGAAGAGAAGAAGGAAGAAGAGAAGGAGGAAUCCGACGAUGACAUGGGCUUCGGUCUGUUCGAUUAAGUGGGAGAGGGACCAGGGCGUACUUAUUGCUAGCAUUGCUGUAUUUGUUGUCGCCUUGCACCGGGCAGUGUUCUAUGGAGAUGAAUAUGAGCC
This is a messenger RNA of Heterobasidion irregulare TC 32-1, 482 nucleotides long. RefSeq lists its product as uncharacterized. Gene Ontology annotation, biological process: translation; cytoplasmic translational elongation. Gene Ontology annotation, cellular component: ribosome; cytosolic large ribosomal subunit. Gene Ontology annotation, molecular function: structural constituent of ribosome. NCBI's taxonomy places the organism in Eukaryota, Fungi, Basidiomycota, Agaricomycetes, Russulales, Bondarzewiaceae. The transcript has 6 exons. Bases 54 to 389 code for a protein of 111 amino acids. The record is from RefSeq and is a predicted model, not a curated record.